AUGUCUUUUGAACCACCCUACGCCCACGCAGACGGAGCCUUUUCCUCCCUAAUAUCAAACUGCAGUGUCGACCCGGCAUGGGAAGCCUUGGUGGAAUGUUCGCUUCCCAAUCGCACAGGCCUAUUAGGCCAUGACGAAUCUUCGACCUCCUUUAAUGAGGAUUAUGCUUCCUCAUCCUCGUCAUUUGCUGACGACGAUGCUUUACUUUCGGAAUUCGUUCAUUGGCCACAAUCACGAUCGCCUUCUCCUUCCUCCAAUGACCCACCCACUGAACACGAAAAUAAAGAUGUUCCUACCGACAACCACACCAUCCAGAAUGUUGACAUCACUAAGCUGAAGGAGCUGUGCGAUGCUCCUGCCCAAUUUGGUAGCUUACCAGCAAACCCAAUUCCUAUUGACGACGAUGACGGUGUUAUACCCGCUCUGAACCCUCCUAGUACGACUGGAGAAGCUCGAAUGGUGACAGAGGAGACUCGCAACCAAUCAACAACUGAUAACGAGAAGAAAAAGGACGGGCAGUCAUCAAUUUGUAGCCCUAGGAUGAAUGGGCGUAAGAAUAAAGGCAAGCGAAAAGUGGCGGACAUGACCCCGUGGGGUGACCCUGAAUUCGAGAGAGGGGUGGAGAAUCGACUCACGAUGGUUUGGGAAAAGCUCGAGCCUAUCUGGGAGGGUAUCCAAGACAUAAUGUGCAAAGUGGCGGAGAAAACCAGCGAGCCGACGUUCAACAGCAGUUGUAAAAGACUGAGCUACGCCGUUCAAAAUGCCUAUGACAACCUUGACAUCGACACAGCUUCCGAACUCUUGGAAUCCUGGAAACAGGCUGAAGUCUUUCUCCGGCUACUGGUCCUCUAUGUCGACGAGCUUGACGAGAAUCAUGUAACACAGUUCAACGAUUGCGUGCGCGAGUUACAAUACCAAGCAGAGAUAUGCGAUGCUCUUCGAACGCCCCCUUACAUUGGCAGAAGGAAGAACGGGAAGAAAAGACGGGUGAAUAGUAAGCAUUGA
Messenger RNA from Westerdykella ornata, 1005 nucleotides. RefSeq lists its product as uncharacterized. The coding region runs from base 1 to 1005 and encodes 334 amino acids. The transcript is spliced from 2 exons. The record is from RefSeq and is a predicted model, not a curated record. NCBI's taxonomy places the organism in Eukaryota, Fungi, Ascomycota, Dothideomycetes, Pleosporales, Sporormiaceae.